Messenger RNA from Dissoconium aciculare CBS 342.82, 1311 nucleotides. Its product is annotated as clathrin adaptor, mu subunit. The transcript has a single exon. The record is from RefSeq and is a predicted model, not a curated record. The coding region runs from base 1 to 1311 and encodes 436 amino acids. Gene Ontology annotation, molecular function: clathrin-cargo adaptor activity. Gene Ontology annotation, cellular component: cytoplasmic vesicle; AP-2 adaptor complex. NCBI's taxonomy places the organism in Eukaryota, Fungi, Ascomycota, Dothideomycetes, Mycosphaerellales, Dissoconiaceae. Gene Ontology annotation, biological process: clathrin-dependent endocytosis; intracellular protein transport.
AUGUUGUCCGGGGUGAUGCUCUUCAACCAGAAGGGCGAAUUGCUCAUUCUGCGACAGUUCCGUCAAGACAUGCGACCCCGCCUGGCCGAUGUCUUUCGCAUUCAAGUCAUUAGCAACCCACAGAUCAGGUCGCCUAUUCUGACACUCGGGAGCACGACGUUCAGCCACAUCAAGAGUGAAAACAUCUACAUCGUGGGAGUCAGCAAAGGCAACGUCAAUAGCGCUCUGGUCUUCGAGUUCCUCUACAAGCUGGUCCAGCUUGGGAAGAGCUAUUUCGGCCGAUUCGAUGAGGAAGCUGUCAAGAGCAACUUUGUCAUGGUCUAUGAGCUGUUGGACGAGAUUCUGGAUUUUGGCUACCCGCAAAACACAGAGACGGAGUCCUUGAAGAUGUACAUCACGACGGAGGGGGUCAAGUCGGAGAGAGCAUUGGAGGACACUUCGAAGAUCACAAUGCAAGCUACAGGAGCGCUGAGUUGGAGACGAGACAAUAUCAAGUACCGCAAGAAUGAAGCGUUUGUGGACGUCAUCGAAGAUGUCAAUUUGCUGGUAUCAGCCACGGGGACGGUAUUGCGUGCGGACGUCAAUGGUGCCAUUGAAAUGCGAGCAUAUCUUUCAGGCACUCCGGAAUGCAAGUUCGGUCUGAACGAUGCACUCAUGUUGGGCACUCACGGGUCAACAUUGGACGACGGGAUUUCUGGCGGAGAUGGGAGUCGCAAGGCCGCCGCGGGAAGCGUGACACUCGAAGACGUCUCUCUACAUCAGUGCGUGAAACUGAGCUCCUUCACAACCGAUCGGACCAUCUCGUUUGUCCCGCCGGACGGAUCCUUCCAGCUGAUGAAUUACCGCUGCUCCGAGAACGUCAAUCUGCCGUUCAAGGUCCACGCCAUCGUCAAUGAAAUCGGACGCACAAAGGUGGAAUACUCGAUCGCCAUUCGAUCGAACUACGGCUCCAAACUCUUCGCCACCAACGUCAGCAUCAGAAUCCCGACGCCUUUGAACACCGCUUCGACCACCCACCGGACCAGCCAAGGCAAAGCCAAAUACGUUCCUAGCGAGAACGUGAUUGAGUGGAAGAUUGCACGGUUCACCGGCCAGACCGAGUUCGUCCUGUCAGCGGAGGCGGAACUUAGUGCGAUGACCACAUUCAAGGCUUGGAGUCGACCGCCGCUGAGCAUGCAAUUCAGCCUUUUGAUGUUUACCUGCUCAGGUCUGCUAGUCAGGUAUCUGAAGGUUUUCGAGAAGAGCAACUAUUCCAGCGUCAAAUGGGUGCGGUAUAUGACCCGCGCUGGAAGCUAUGAGAUCCGAUUCUGA